Haemonchus placei is the source of this 726-nucleotide messenger RNA. The record is from the annotation of a GenBank genome assembly. NCBI's taxonomy places the organism in Eukaryota, Metazoa, Nematoda, Chromadorea, Rhabditida, Trichostrongylidae.
AUGGUGCUUGAAGCUAAAGUACCAUCGGCGUCGAAUCGUUUUAUGGCAUCAUUAGGCGUUGACACGCGUUUCGUGCUGCCUGAUAUAUCGAUGCCGUCGUGCUCUGUGGAGGACUCGUGGUCGAGGCCUGUACGACGCCUUCUCAGGAACGCAGCUGUUCCAUUUUAUCGCAUACCAAUUGCUCAACUACCUCUCAACAGUGUUGUAGAGCAGCCAGAAGAAUGUGAACAGCUAUCGCCCUCACAUUCAAGUGCCUGCAGCGAGUCAUCGAUAUUGCAGUCGUCACGAAGUGAGCAUGGUGAAGAGGAUUCAGGGCGAGGCACAUGCGCAUCGCCAAGCGCACUCUGCUGCGAUGAUGAAUGCGAUAUUAGUGAUGUUGAAGAUGAUGAAAUAGAAGAAGAUCGGCGACAUGUCGAACGUCCCUGGCAAAGGGGAUGUGUUGUUGAGCCUCUAACCGACAUGGAGCUGGAAUAUAUUGAACAAGCCCAUCGUUACAGCAAAUUUUUGGAAGUCUACAGCGAGCCAAGCCUCCGUUUCGUCAGUUUACCGGCAUACUCGUUCGUAUUACCAAGGAUCAUAGGUGAUGUUUUGCUUGUUAUUAGUUUGAUCAUUUCUUUCAAGAAAAUUUCAUUACAACAGAAUGUUUUGAACCAGUUGUUUCAAGGACAACGCUACAUGAAAUUAUAUUUCGUACAUGCCAUUCAAGUAGUCAGUAGCCUAUCUUGA